Molecule: messenger RNA, 1466 nt
Organism: Aspergillus japonicus CBS 114.51
Lineage: Eukaryota; Fungi; Ascomycota; Eurotiomycetes; Eurotiales; Aspergillaceae
Product: lipase 1 precursor
Exons: 1
Coding region: 46-1335 (429 amino acids)
Biological process (GO): lipid catabolic process
Molecular function (GO): triacylglycerol lipase activity
Source: RefSeq, a predicted model, not a curated record
CUUUUCCUCUUUCCCUCUUCCCAUCCCCCCCAUCCCCUCCUCGCCAUGCUCUCCCCGGCCCGUCUCCUCCCUCUCCUCGGGAGUAUUCUCCCUCUUGUCUACGGGCUGCCUACCACCAGCCCGUCCGUAGUGCUCCCUCCCACCGAGGAUCCCUUCUACAGCGCCCCCAAUGGCUUCGAGAGCACCCUCCCCGGCACCAUUCUGCGCCUGCGUCAGGCCCCCGGCAAUCUGACGGCGCUGGUCAGCAACGCCUCGGCGGCGUACAACAUCGUCUACCGCACGACGGACAGCCAAUACCACCCCUCGUGGGCGGUGACGACGGUCUUCAUCCCGACCAACCCCAGCACGGGCAGCGACAACCGCACCGCGCUGCUCUCCUACCAGAUCGCCUACGACUCCAACGACCUCGACGCCAGCCCCAGCUACACCAUGUACAGCUCCCCGCCAACGGACGUCUCCCUGGCCCUCAGCCAAGGCUGGUACGUCAACGUGCCCGACUACGAAGGCCCCCUGGCCUCCUUCACCGCCGGCGUGCAAUCCGGCCACGCGACCCUCGACUCGAUCCGCAGCAUCCUGUACUCCGCCUCCAACCCACGGGUCACCCAAUUCCACGCCCUGGGCCCCGCCACCACCCGCACCGCCCUCUGGGGCUACUCCGGCGGCGCACUGGCCAGCGAAUGGGCCACGGAGCUCCAAAACCAAUACGCCCCGGAACUGACCCUGUCCGGCGCGGCCCUGGGCGGCCUGACGCCCAACAUCACCAACGUGAUGAACACGGUCACCGGGACGCUAUCCGCCGGCCUCGUGCCCGAGGCCAUCCUCGGCAUCGCCAGCCAGUACCCGACGACCUACGACUUCCUGGUCUCGCAGCUGAACCCGACCGGCCCCUACAACCGGACCACCUUCCUGGCGGCGCGCAGCCUGCCGCUGACGGAGGCGGAGCUCUUCUUCGCCGGCCAGAACAUCUACAACUACUUCGUCAACGGCAGCGACACCUUCCAGGACCCGCGCGUGCAGUACGUGCUCAACCGCGACGGCUACAUGGGCUACCACGGCGUGCCCCAGCUGCCCGUGUACGCCUACAAGGCUAUCAACGACGAGGUCAGCCCCAUCCGCGACACGGACGUGCUGCUCGCGCGCUACUGCGGCGUCGGCGCCAACAUCCUCUACGAGCGCAACACGGUCGGCGGGCAUUCCGCGGACCAGAUCAACGGGCACGCGGCUGCGUUGACGUUUGUGGCCGCCGUGCUCGAGGGCCGCUAUGCCAGUCUGUAUAAGACCGAGGGGUGCACUUUCCGCAACGUGACGGUGAAUAUCACCAGCUCGGCGUUGUAGGCUCGCCUUUCAGUGGAUACAAGAUGGGGGUGGUGAUGCGGUGUAUAGUAAAGCACAGGGAGGGUUAUAUAUACUAAUGCUGAAGGUGGUGUGCGAGGGAUGUAAUUAUGAUGGGGUUGGUGGUAUGCUGA